Molecule: messenger RNA, 1848 nt
Organism: Adineta ricciae
Lineage: Eukaryota; Metazoa; Rotifera; Eurotatoria; Adinetida; Adinetidae
Source: the annotation of a GenBank genome assembly
AUGCAGACUGGCGUUUUUUUUCUCCUUUUUUCCAACUAUGCUUAUCGAGACAUCGCGUGCGAAAAAGAGAAAACAUUUUACAUUAUUCCCUCACAUUUAAAUAUGACAAAACAAAAUCGUAGCACAACAUCCAUGCAAGAUUUAAGAGAACUUUGUAUGAACAUAUGCAACAACUCGGUCAGGAAUUUCGAAGUUGUUAUGCACAGUGAUUCCUCUCAUGGUUUUCAAGCAAUCAUAGACCAUUGGAGAAGACAGCGCCAUCAAGAUAUCGACGCUAUUGCUGACCAAGCUCUCAUGGAUUAUGAACGACAAGCAAAUUUCUCUACAGAUAUUUCAGAGUAUCGAGAAACAUACGCUCAAUUGGCCGACUCAUUGGAAAGCGCCGGUCAUGAUGAGUUAAAUAAAAUUCUUGAAUUGAAUAAUCAAAUUCAAGAGCGAGUAAAUAACGUGCACCGUGGUGACACAUCUGAUUGUAGUAGUACUACAUUAGAUGCAACUUUACAAGCUAAAUUACAACCAUCCGUAUUACAUGCACAUAUACGUCCAUAUGUAGUAUCGACUAGAACUGAUGAAUUCGAUCCACCGUCGAAUCGUAUUCACACAAGAAAUUCUUUCGAAAAUCGUUCAUCGUUUUCGAUAUCAGAAACAGUUCCAGAACCAGUCAUUCGACAACCAACAGUUCCGGUGGCAAAUAAUGUAGUUCGAACUGAAGCAGCAUUAUCAAAUAAUCAUGCGCCUGUGCAAAUAGAGUCUGUUGUACCUAACGUAGAAGCAGUUGCUGAACCGCCAGCUCCUCAAACAGCUGCAGCUGCAACAGCUGCAGCUGCAACAGCAGCAGCGUCUAAACCAGCCGGUGAAUUAAGUAAUGGGAACAGAGAGAAUGGUAUAACGACUGACACCACCUUUCCAGAUGACUUGGAUUGUGGUAAAACAGACCAUAUUCAACGUACGAACCCAUUAAUAAUUCCUACUACAAGUGAAAAAUACGCUGGUACAAUCUGUUGUCAUAACAAGCAACUGCUAUACAACACUUAUGACAAAGUUACUGAUACUUAUAGUUUAUUUUUUAUAAACGAUGUUACGAAUCCAUCAGCAAAUGAACCUAUUGCUUGGACUGCGCCUGAUCAUCCUAUUGAUGGAAAUGACAAUGAUUGGAUACAGGAUAUAUCCUAUUCAGAUGUUCUUUCAGGCUAUUUAAUUCUCAAUCGAACACGUUUACGUUUAUAUAAGCCUGCAACAAAAGCACUUGAAGAGUUUCAUCUAUUUGCUGGUCGUACAAUGAGACGAAUAUCCUGUUGUCAAGGAUUACUUUAUUUAACAUCAAUUCACGGCACGGCUGCUUUCAACGGUGAUGAAAUUCUUAUAAUGGAUUCGAACAAAGUAGAACAAGCAUGUAAAACUUUACGUGAUAUCUUUCCACCUCGAUUGAAUCGAGGUGGCGGAGCAUUGCCUGGCGAAAUCAGUGAUAUUGCCGUUGCCAAUAAUGAGCAUGCUGCCAUUGGUUAUCGAUUAGAAAGACGUCAUGAAGUUGGCAUUUGUAUAUUCAAGCUGACUAAUGAUGGAAAAGAAUGGACCUUUGCCAAACAAUUAGUAUUGAAUGAUUGUUGGGUUAGUGAUUUAUCGUACACACCAAGAGUUGAUUGGUGUCAAAAACUUCAGGUCUAUAUCUUGAUUGAAUAUAUUACUGGCCAUUUGAUAAUGCUUAGUCAAGAUGGUGAAGUUGAAGGUGAAUGUCAAUUCACACAUCCACAAAAUCGACGUGAUUCACCCAUCAAUUUAACCGUUUCACAAGAUUGUCUUGGCGUACGAUAUGGAGAAUCAAUUAAUAUUCAUCAAAUUCAAGACUAA